Molecule: messenger RNA, 2708 nt
Organism: Physcomitrium patens
Lineage: Eukaryota; Viridiplantae; Streptophyta; Bryopsida; Funariales; Funariaceae
Source: RefSeq, a predicted model, not a curated record
GUAAGUAGUGUAUGAAUGGGAACAGAGCACUGGUUAGGGCUUGCGACCUUUCAUCAGCUUCGUGCUCUUCCGUAGGCCCUCGCCAUCGCUCUUUGCGUUUCGUCCUGUUCUCCCUCUCCAUCGGGAGUUUCUGUUUCCAUUCCAGGAGACACUGACGAUAUUCUCCUCUCCUUUCCGCUUCUUUUGAACCCCCCGCGCUCGGUUUGGCCGCGUUUUGUGUCAGUUUGGUGGGUCUGAGGUUGAGGUUUUAGCACGGUGGGGGUGUGGUGGUUGGAGAUCGGAUUGGCUGAGAUCAGAUUCUGGAAUGGAACGCGCUGUUCGAGGUUUGGGAGGUCGUCGUGGUAGCGUUGGUGAUUCGGUGGUCCCAGUGCCAUAGUUGCGGCUGAGAAGUUUCAAUCAUCAAGUGUCAUAAUGGGAAGAGAUUGAGAAGUUUUCGCCUUCCCGAUUGGAUGGAGUUGAUCUCAAGAAGGAGACAUACUUUCGGAAAAAAUAUUAUAUAUUUUUGCAAGAUCUUGGCAUGCGGUUGAAAGUGCCGCAGUCUCCAGCGGGCACUAUCAUACUGUCUUUGAUAUUCCUAUCCGUUUGCAAUUGCGUUUUUAGGUCGUCCCCAAGUGACUAUUGCAACUGCCAUUGUAUUCUGCCAUCGGUUUUUCCAUCGACAAUCACAUGCAAAAAAUGACAGACUUAUUAUAGCAACUGCAUGUAUGUUUUUGGCUGGAAAAGUAGAAGAGACACAUCGUCCUAUUCGAGAAGUUAUCGUGUUCUCUUAUCACAUUCGGUUCAGGAUAGAUCCGUUAGCUAAGGAGCGAAUCGAACAAAAGGAAGUCAUUGAGGAACAGAAGGAGUUGGUUUUGGCUGGGGAGCGUUUGGUUCUGACCACUUUGGGUUUUGACCUGAACAUACAUCAUCCUUAUAAACCCUUAGUAGCAGCUAUCAAGAGGUUCAAGGCUCAGAAAACCCUUGCGCAGGUUGCUUGGAAUUUUGUGAAUGAUAGUCUCCGCACAUCACUUUGUCUACAAUUUAAGCCUCAUCAUAUUGCUGCGGGGGCUAUCUUCCUGGCUGCUAAGUUUCUGAAGGUGAACUUGCCUGAGGAAGGUGACAAGGUGUGGUGGCAAGGGUUCGACGUCACACCCAGACAAUUAGAAGAAGUAAGCAAUCAGAUGUUGGAGCUUUACGAGCAGAACAGAACUAACGGCGCAACUGGGCCACUGGCUAACGAACUAAGCCCCAGUGAACUAGAUCGAGGCCAUGCUCCUGUAAGCUCCAUCCAAGCACCAUCUGCAAAUGGAAAUCGCCAUCAACAAAGCGUUUCAGGAAUAUUUCAACCAGUGGAAACAAAUGCGAAUGAAGUUUCCAGCUGCGAGGUUGAAGAUAAUACUGUCGGCACGUUGCGGUCAUCGUCAACUCCUAAUCAAUCCUCGAAUGCUCGACGGAAGUGCACUCCCGAGCCACCUGGAGGACAAAACCUUAAUGGGGAUGAAGCAGGAGAUAACUGUUAGUAAUGGAAUGGUUUGAUCUAGUAGCGACAAACCUGAGUGUCGUGAUUACAGAAAGGACGAGUUCAACGCUGCCAAAAUCGGUAAAAGGGACGGAGAACCUGUUGCAUGAGAUUUGCAAAGAAAGUAUGCUUUGGUUUGAACUGGGUAGAAACGGAAAGGUCAACAUGGUCUAAUCUGGUGCUGCGAUGUAGAAACAAUGGUAUCAGAAACACGAGUUACAGCGGUGGAAAAUGACAUGAGGAUUUAUAAGUUUGAAUAUGUCACCAAGGAAGCUGAAGUGAGAAAGAAAAUACGCGUCACAUGUUCAGGGAUAAAGGAUUCAGGCGUCAAGCAUGUGAUCCCCAAUGAAAAUUUGUUGGGAGGAGGAUAUGUUGGCUAGGGACUUUGCUAACAAAGCUGGGAAAGUCGAUGUAUUAAGAAGGUACCAUCGUGUCGGUUCUUUCGAAUAAUCAAGGGUUCCAAAAGAUUUAGGAGAGGCCAACGUUGUCACUCAUUAGUGUGAUCAGGCUUGAAAUGAUUCGUGGGAAUUAUUUUUCUUGUUGACUUCCAAGAACUUUUUGAAGGAGGCUUAAUUUUGUAGGCGCAUUAGGGAACAGGGGAAUCCACCUGAGUUCAGUGACUUCACCGAUGUGAGAAUGGGACGAUUUAGUGGAAUAGGGACGAUUGUACCGAAAGUUUGGAGGAUGUAGUGCUUACUACAAGCGGCAGCGUGAGAUUUCCACCACAACCAACAUAUACGAGUUCAUUACCUGAUCAUAGUCCAAGUCUGGAUGCUCAGAACAUUAGGAAGCCAUGAAUAGAACGGGAUAUGGAAAGAAGGAAUAAGGCAUUCCUCUCACAAGCGGGAGCACUUCAGAGAUCAACAUUCUUCAUUCCACAGGUGUGGUCAAAUACCGUGUGGAUGUUAGACCCAAUGUUGCAGCAAGCUUCCUCAACGAAAUUGCAUGGACUCCAGGUUCUCGACUGUGCUCUGGUUGGGUACUUUCAAUGGAGCUUUUUCACGAGGCAGUCGUCUUCAGCGGCAGGGAAAUUGUUCUGGACUGUGUUUCAUCGAUUUCGUAACUAGAGCUAGUGCUCAGUUGGUGAUCACUAGGCAAGGAACUCAGAAACUCCCAAUUGAGGCUGUGAAAAGCAAUGUUGCUUUUCACGACUAAUACAUGAAAUUAUAUUUUACAUUUCAAAUAUUUGAUCUUUUUCAUGGCCCAGUAA